Messenger RNA from Phaedon cochleariae (mustard beetle), 3550 nucleotides. Lineage: Eukaryota; Metazoa; Arthropoda; Insecta; Coleoptera; Chrysomelidae. The record is from the annotation of a GenBank genome assembly.
AAUUAUUGCUUUAUCAUUGGAUCCGAACAGGAAAGAUUUCACUCAGUGGCAGACCGUCGGCAAGCAAAAAUGUUAGUCGUGUCGUUGAUCACCUUCUGUUUUUUUCAAAGUGUUUUUGCCGGCACCUUGCCGAACGUUAAGAUUGAUGAUGGGCUGCUCAGUGGAAUCGUUCUGAGAACGAGGAACGACAGGGAGUUCAGUGCGUUCAAGGGAAUUCCCUACGCGCGACCACCUGUUGGUGCGCUCAGAUUCCAGCCUCCAGUGCCGGCAAACCAAUGGCAAGGAACUUUCAACGCAACUGAAGAUCAUGGAGCUUGUCCACAGCAAGACGUCUUCUCAAGGUCAUAUGUCUACGAGGGAGAGGAAGACUGUUUAUAUUUGAAUGUUUACAGUCCCAAGCUAUCUGAUUUCGAGAAGGACCCUCUACCGGUAAUGGUAUUCAUCCACGGGGGCGGCUACAUGAGCGGAUGUGGCAACUCUCACUGGAACGACAGGGAGUUCAGUGCGUUCAAGGGAAUUCCCUACGCGCGACCACCUGUUGGUGCGCUCAGAUUCCAGCCUCCAGUGCCGGCAAACCCAUGGCAAGGAAUUCUCAACGCAACUGCCGAUCAUGUAUCAUGUCCACAGCAAGACGUCUUCUCAAGGUCAUAUGUCUACGAGGGAGAGGAAGACUGUUUAUAUUUGAAUGUUUACAGUCCCAAGCUAUCUGAUUUCGAGAAGGACCCUCUACCGGUAAUGGUAUUCAUCCACGGGGGCGGCUACAUGAGCGGAUGUGGCAACUCUCACUGGUACGGCCCUGACUUGCUACUUGACAAAGAUGUAGUUCUCGUCGUUCUCAAUUACAGAUUAGGUGCCCUCGGAUUCUUGAGUACUGGUGACGAAGUCGCACCUGGAAACAACGGCAUGAAAGACCAAGUUCUGGCCCUAAAAUGGGUGCAGAGGAAUAUCGCCAAAUUUGGCGGAAAUCCAAACAGCGUCACAAUUUUUGGCGAAUCCGCCGGUGGUGCCAGCGUACAUUUUCACAUGAUGUCGCCACUCAGUAGAGGUCUUUUCCAUGGUGCCAUCAUGGAAAGUGGUACUGCCUUGUGCCCGUGGGCUUUUGAUCAGAACAGCAUGGGCCACACCUAUUCGAAACAGCUGGCCGAAUCUCUGAAUUGUCCAACGAAAUCAUCUGCCGAUAUGUUGGAGUGCCUCAGGAAAUUCGACCCCAAAACCAUCGUUGAAAAGUCGGAUAUCUUCAAUUUUUGGGACUACGAUCCAUUGCUGCCUUUUAGACCCAUUGUUGAACCCGACAGCAAUGGAGCUUUCCUCACGGAACAUCCUCUAGAGAUAAUCAAGUCUGGAAAACUCUUGGACGUACCAUCAGUAGUGGGGUUGACAACGGAAGAAGGUGCCAUAAAAUCUGCAGGUCUCAAAAACGCUAACCUGUUGGAUGAGUUCUGUGAGAGAUUUGAUGAAAUUAGUCCAGUAUCGCUCUUCCUCGACAGAGUAGUGAAAAAUCCAAAACCAAUUAUCAGUGAAAUCAGAAAAUUCUAUUUUGGUGAUAAGCCGCUCAAUAAGGAAAGCUUGGCCGACAUUGAGAAAAUAUUCACUGAUUGCUGGAUGCUCAAAGGGAUAGAUGAUGCAGUGAGACUACACCACAAGUAUAAUAAGCAGCCCGUUUACUAUUAUCUGUUUGGAUACAGGGGUAGUGUCAGCUAUUCUAGAGUAUUCGGAGGAGGCGAUGAAGAUUAUGGAGUAGCUCAUGCUGACGAGCUUCAGUAUUUGUUUCCUGUUAGCGAUCAACUAUUUCCAGAUAUCAUCCCAUCAGCAAGCGACAAGAAAAUCGCCAAACUCAUGACCACUUUCUGGACGAAUUUCGCGAGAACCAGGGACCCUUCACCAGGGGUAAAUGAUGUCAUCAAGCAACGGUGGCGACCUUAUUCCACCGAAGAUGGGGAGUAUUACUUCAUUCAUGCCGAAUCCUCUGGGGUCAGGUCUGAUUUGUACGCAGAGAGAAAGAAGUUCUGGAGAAAGGUGCUGCACGAUCCACUAGCAGAAGAUUCGAGAGAUGAAUUAUAGAUAGUGGUUUGAAGGAACGUUCAUUCCAUAGGGUUUAUACCGAGUGGCACAGGAUAUCAAGCCAUCCCUGUAACUUUUGUAUUCGUAAACGGAUUUUCCUGACAUUUGGAACAUAUUAGCAAACAUUUCAGAUUUGAUCAUAUUACAAUCCAAUAAAACGCCUGCUUCUGCUAAUUCCAUUUCUGUUCAUUUAUCUAAUAUUGUCAAACCUCGUUCAUUCAUUACGAGUAAGUGAAGUACUGAUGUUGAUAGUUUCCUUUCUGUAAGAUAAUCUGAUCCUAAUUAUAUUGAUUUCCUGGUCUUGGUCAGAUCUAUUUUUUACUGCUACUUGCUACUGUUACUAUGUUUUUCAAUAUUUUAUUCGCUUUUCUAGUUUUCGAUAGACUCGUUAGUAUACUGCUUUGAAUAAGACAAAUAAUGCCCAUCUCCAAAUAUGUAGCUAGUUCAUAACUUUCAAAAUACCUGAUGUAACUCCGGUACUUAUAUGUAUACAUCUAGAGGAAUCUGAUAUAUUUGUGUGAACUCUUUGUUUAUCAAAGUGCAAUGUUUUUAGAGAACAAUGGAUUUAUUGAUUGAUUGAUAGAAUAUGGCGAGCUUCCGGUUCUUCUGGAAAUGUCAGCAACAUUGUUUCUUCAAAUUAUCCACCCAAUUCUUUAUAUAUCGGAUUUAUAAAGAUCAAAACAAGUGCAGUCUCAAUGACAACAUUCAGAAAUGUUCUUGUUCAUAGCUUUCUCGACAAACUAUUGGAACUGCAGAAUUUCAUUAUAAAUAAUUUGUUACUGCACCAGAAGAUGAAGAUUAUAUGUGAUUUUUUCCUCAAUGAAUGUUCUUAAAAGACAUGUAGGUGGUCCAUAUGGGUUCAAUUUGAAUUGAACGACCCUAUGAUCAAAAUGUGAUGCGACUGAAUUGAUACACUGGUGACACUUUGUCAAGUAUGUGGGAAUCAUUGUGAAAGUCUCGAUCACAUCUUAUCAAUCCAAGAAAUGGAAUGAGAAACAUUUUCAAUUCAAGUUCAAAUAUAAAAGUAUAUAGGGUAUAUUUUAUUUGAAGAAACAAAAUUACUGGCAUUUCCAGGACGACCAGAGGUUUAUCAUAUUGUGAUCGUAUUCGAAAUAUUGCCCCUAUAACUGUACCAAAUUCGAGGAAAAUCCGUUCAUGAACGCAGAAGUUACCGGAAUGACUGGAUACUUCUUCUCAUCCAGUAUAAGACGAAGAGAUAGAGGCCCAUUUUUGAUUUUUUGUUUUUGUAAAUAUGUAGAAAAUCUUUGAGUGUAAUGUUAUAAACUGAUGUGAUUGUUGAUCUGUGAUUUCAUUAUUCUCUUCCUUACCUACUAAUAUCGUGAACUCGCCACAAAAACUCACUAGUUGAUAGACGGAUGUGGAAAAGAUUUUGAAAACUUUCCAGAAAGCUGAAUUAUCAUCUAAAUCGUUAAUAACUCAUGAACAUUUUUUCGAAAAUAGAAUUCGCUGAUUUGAUCUUGCAGGCUCA